Messenger RNA from Vitis vinifera (wine grape), 894 nucleotides. RefSeq lists its product as uncharacterized. Gene Ontology annotation, biological process: shoot system development; root development. The record is from RefSeq and is a predicted model, not a curated record. Bases 1 to 894 code for a protein of 297 amino acids. NCBI's taxonomy places the organism in Eukaryota, Viridiplantae, Streptophyta, Magnoliopsida, Vitales, Vitaceae. The transcript has a single exon.
AUGGCUGUCUCUCCUUUAAACACAAAAGCCUAUUAUCAUGCUCGCUCUAUCAGCUUGCCCUCUAGACCACACCCUCUCAUUCCUGAAUUUGAUGAGCAUCUGUGCAGAUUAAGAGCUUCUGAAGCCACCUCUUCAUCAUCAAUAAGCCACAAAUUUAGUGGCCUUAAAGAUCUACAUGAUUGUGUAGAUAAUUUGCUUCUGCUGCCAUUCACUCAACAAUCCUUAGCUCAAUACCACCAUGAGCAAUGGAUUGAUGAGCUAUUGGAUGGAUCUCUCAGGCUUUUGGACUUAUGUGACACUGCUAAGGAUGCCUUGUUGCAGACAAGGGAAGGUGCAAAUGAACUUCAAUCAAGUAUGCGCAGAAGGCGAGGAAGUGAAAAUGGGAUCUCAAGUGAGAUUGGGAAAUAUUUAACUUCUAGGAAGAAGGUAAAGAAGGCAAUCCACAAGGCCUUAAGGAAUCUGAAGGGCAUGGGGAACAAGUGCAGCUUCUCUGCCUUGAAUAGAGAUCCUGAGACCCUCUCCACAGUCAGGAUGUUAAGAGAGGUGGAAACAGUCACUCUCACAGUGAUUGAAGCUCUGUUGUCCUCAAUAGCUGGGUUAACAGCACAAUCAAAGCGAAGUAGCUGGUCUUUAGUCUCAAAAUUGAUGCAACACAAGCGAGUGGCAUGCGAGGAAGCAGAAGCUGAUCUUAGUGAGUUUGAGAAGGUGGAUACUGCAUUGUGCACCCUCCUUGGCCACAAGAACAAAUCAGUUAAUGUAAUGCAUGUUGAUAAUGUGCAUAAUGAGGUAGCAAAGCUGGAAUUGAGCAUUCAAGAUCUUGAAGAAGGGAUAGAGUUCCUAUCAAGGCAUUUAAUCAAAACCAGGGUGUCUCUCCUCAACAUCCUCAGCCACUAG